Messenger RNA from Larimichthys crocea (large yellow croaker), 1780 nucleotides. It is a transcript of the gene ctsd, whose product is annotated as cathepsin D. Gene Ontology annotation, cellular component: lysosome. Lineage: Eukaryota; Metazoa; Chordata; Actinopteri; Sciaenidae. Gene Ontology annotation, molecular function: aspartic-type endopeptidase activity. The transcript is spliced from 9 exons. The coding region runs from base 120 to 1310 and encodes 396 amino acids. The record is from RefSeq and is a predicted model, not a curated record. Gene Ontology annotation, biological process: proteolysis.
GAAGACAACAACAAGUCCGAGAGCGAAGUGCUCGGUCAUUGUGUGUGUGCUCGGUCAUUGUGUGUGUGCUCGGUCAUUGUGUGUGUGCUCUCUCGGUUUUAAACUCUCGGUUUGUCACCAUGAGGAUUUCUCUGCUGCUCGCCUUCGCGGGGUUCGUCCUGACCACCGAGGCGCUGAUCCGUAUCCCCUUAAAGAAGUUCCGUUCCAUCAGACGCGAGCUGACGGACUCGGGGAAGCGAGCAGAGGAGCUCCUGGCCGACAGACACUCCCUUAAGUACAACCUUGGCUUCCCCUCCGGCAAUGGACCCACUCCAGAACUCCUGAAGAACUACCUUGACGCCCAGUAUUACGGUGAGAUCGGCCUGGGCACGCCUCCUCAGCUCUUCACCGUUGUGUUUGACACGGGCUCCUCCAACCUGUGGGUGCCCUCCGUUCACUGCCAGAUCUUAGACAUCGCCUGCUUGCUUCACCACAAAUAUAACUCUGCCAAGUCCAGCACAUACGUGAAAAACGGGACCGCGUUUGCCAUCCAGUAUGGAAGUGGCAGCUUGUCGGGCUUCCUCAGCCAGGACACAUGCACAAUCGGAGACUUAUCCGUGCAAAAUCAGCUUUUCGGAGAAGCCACCAAGCAGCCCGGCGUGGCCUUCAUCGCAGCCAAGUUUGACGGGAUCCUCGGCAUGGCCUACCCACGCAUCUCUGUGGACGGGGUGGCUCCGGUCUUUGACAACAUCAUGAGCCAGAAGAAGGUGGACAAGAACGUCUUCUCCUUCUACCUGAACAGGAACCCGGACACUCAGCCGGGAGGCGAGCUGCUCCUCGGAGGAACCGACCCCAAAUACUACACCGGUGACUUCCACUACGUCAACAUCACCCGCCAGGCCUACUGGCAGAUCCACAUGGACGGGUUGGCAGUGGGCAGCCAGCUGACUCUGUGCAAAAGCGGCUGCGAGGCCAUCGUGGACACCGGGACGUCUCUGAUCACCGGCCCCGCGGCGGAGGUCAGGAGUCUGCAGAAGGCCAUCGGAGCCAUCCCUCUCAUCCAGGGAGAGUACAUGGUGAGCUGUGACAAGGUCCCAUCGCUCCCCGUCAUCACCUUCAACGUGGGCGGGCAGUCGUACAGUCUGACCGGAGAGCAGUACAUCCUGAAGGAAACUCAGGCUGGAAAGACCAUCUGUCUGAGCGGCUUCAUGGGUCUGGACAUCCCUCCCCCAGCCGGGCCCCUGUGGAUUCUGGGAGAUGUAUUCAUCGGGCAGUACUACACCGUCUUCGAUCGAGAGAGCAACCGAGUGGGCUUCGCCAAGUCCAAAUAAUAAUAAUAAUAAUAAUAAUAAUAAGCACAUCCUGCGCUAGAGCGACGUGUUCCAAGUGUAAAACCUAAAGAAAAAAAAAACAAAAAUCCAAGUUCUUGGAGAGAAAAAGUUGCUGCACACGUUUUCUGUUGCUUUGCAAUCAACAAGUAUUUAGCAAUAGAUUUUGUGUAGCGCCUAAAUGCACUGAUCUGAAGAGUUCGGACGGUUUCCGCGUGUGUGACGCAGACUUUGAAGAUUCGACAGGCUGUGUGACGGGUGAACAUGAUCAGGGAUCAGCUUGUUGUCGUUGUGUGGGGUACUGCCCUUUUUAAAACAUCCGUGAUCUUUUUAUUCUUUUUUUUUUCUUUUUAAAUCAGGGAUUUCAUUUUAAAACAAACUCUUAAUUUGCAUUUUAGGAGGAAGUCGUUCCUCUACUACUGACUGAGAUGUAUCUUAAUAUGAUUGGCAUGAAUAAACCGUUUUUAAAAGAA